UGUACGCUUCUGUGAUGAAACGCCGCACGGGCUACACAGAGAAGGCCUAAAUUCCGCAUUUUGACUGAGUUGUUCAUGCUGGGGUUUGUUUUGGAUUAUUCACUGCCCUUAAGUGUGAACCAUAGGGUGUUUCAAGAAUGUGAUUCCUCGGAAGUUAAAGGGUAGGCCUUAGGCCCAGAGUUGGAGUUUCGGACGGUCUACAUCAUGAUCAUACAUGGGCCUUGGCUUUGUUUUUUGUCUCACACGUUCUAGUACAGUACACAGAGAGAGUUGCUUCCUUCAUCGCCAGUACGGCCUACCGCUCGUUUCCUCCUUGUCCUACUGUAGAUACGAUAAUACCCCGCCAAACUGCGGUCCAUCAGCAAACCGGGACUGACCUGAAGGCCAUCGUUCUUCCACGCCAUGUAUUAACCAGCGUUGUUGCUGUUCAUCCAAUGUUCGUGUAGACCUACUAAGAAAAUUGUGUAAUCAGCUAGACCCUAUGCCAUCACCCCAUCAUUGCUUACUGUGCUGAUCAUUUGUGCAGUAUGCAGGCCUUCAUGUAGGCCUACCUGUAAUUUGCUAUAUGCAAAGGUGAUUGUAUUAAAUCAAGCUAAUGUUCAGGAGUUAACGUGCAAGAAAGUGGAAGAAGUCAAUAAUCUCCGUCAAGACCUUGAAAUGAUCAGACGAGCAGUAAGGGACAUGUAACAAAGAUGUCAGAUGUGCAUUGACAGGAAUGGUGGCCAUGUGGAGGACUAGGCACAUUAAACUGAUGAGUCUCAUCUAAUCCUACACGUCCUCUGCAAUCAUUGUCACUGCGGGAUGCCUCAUCUGCGCCCCACCCAUCAGCUGCUGAUCUCUGUUGACUUACCAACAGGAAGGAGGAGCUUUACCUUUUGUGUCGCCAGCAAGUGAUUGGAAGUGGGACGAUAAUGCAGUUGCUUGAGCGCCAGGGUCAUGUACGGACAGACGAUUGCUACCCAGGCAGGAGACGCCCAUUGUGGUUGGAACUCAGAGGUGAGGUGUCCAUCUCGUCAGAUGUCUUCGUAGAUGGAGCCCUCGAGGUAUGGCCACCCCAGCAAAUGACAACGACCUCUUCAGUCCCCUGUCACUGAGCAUAGUUUGCAACCUGUGCACCGCCAAGAUGCAGACUGUGGCUGACCUGCUGCUGCUGACCAGCGACACGCGUCCGGUGAAUACGGACAAUGUGACCGGUGCGGUGGGCGAGUCCUUCUCCAAGUGUCGAGACACGCUCAUUGCCAAGACCAAAGGGGUUGGGAUAUUAAGCCGGGAGAUACGCUUGCAGUUCCUGUCAGGGAAGUUGCAGGAAACUGCAGAGAUGCUGAAUGAGUUAACAGACCUUGUAGUAAACAUCAUAGAGUGUUCAAGCCACGCAGCUUAUCUCGCUGCAAUCAGUGAAUCGGGUUCCAAGCAAGCUGUGCCGGGAAUCAUUGAUCGUUAUAAGAUAUCGCGAGCAAGAUUUGAUAUUGAGCACUGCUGCAUGCGGCUUCAGUACACCCCUCUCAUGGAGCUCUCACCUCAAGUUGUAGUGGACAUCUCCACUGAGAUUGCCAAGAAUCUAACUAUCUUAACCAAUGCUAGCAAACUUGCUAGUGACGCUAGUGAUGACCCCUUCCAUAAGGAGCAAUUUAAGCUGGCUAUUAAGAGUGUGACUUCCUGCACGAGCACGCUCCUCCUAAGCAUCCGGAGGUACAAAGUCACGCUGGAUGAAGCCAACAGAGGUCGAUGUAUCACCUUUGCCAAACCUCUAGUGCAAUCUUGCCAGGCCCUAGUAGAGUAUGCCACAGAGAGAGAACACAUAGGGACUCCAGCACAGCUGAGCGAGAGUGGCCGUAAGAUCCAGACAGCGAUUCUUGGGGGCUGCAUGAGCAUCGCCAGCUCUUGCAUCCAGCUUGCCAGCUGCCUGCGAGCCGCAUCUCAGGACCUGCACAACCAGGAGCUUGUGCAGCGGUUGGGGCUGUGUUGCAAUGCUGUCGCUGAUGGGGGUAAGCUUCUCUCUCAGGCAUUGCGGGACAAGAGCUCGCCAAGAACGUUACCGUCCACCUCAACCAACUCACUGAGUUCCAACGGGUCAACUAACUCGUUCCCUAAUGAAGGAGACAAUCAAAGCAGCUGAGGCAGGUCACAGCAAUAAAUGAUCAAUGACAUAUUCGUGCAAAACUAAUGAAUUGUUUCCUUUUACAAGUGAGCAAGCUUGCUUCCAUGUGAGCACUCCAGAAAGCUGUAAUCCGGGCAACCAACCUAUGAAGCAUGUACACGUAGAUAGAUCUACAUUUAGUUUUAUAUCAAGUUUCAUAGACACUCUCAUGUAUUUUAAACCUGUAAUCACCAACGAUCCAUGUCUUGUGUGUACAUGUACCCGGUAUUUACACUUGUGAUGGUCAACAAAAUUGAUACAUUACUUUAAUUUGAAUUGUUAAAAGCUGUCAAAAGUGCUCAUUUCAACCCUGAGGAAAUUGAAUGCUGCAAUAUGGCCAGUGUGUGUGUUUUUGCUCUUUAAACCUUAUUGGAAAGAAUGUGACAAAAGUUAUCACUUUUCUCCCAAAUGUUUCAUUACAGUUCAGGGUCUUGUACUGAAGCAUGUGUCAGACAGGAAGUCAGUGGAAUGAAAUAUGGACUCCUGAAAUGACUACAGAUUUCAUGCUUUGACAGCCUUGAAAUGAGACUAAUCUUUGACUUGUCCUGUCCACGUUGACCUUGUGUGCACAUUUUUACUACACAAUGUAUGUACAUGUAUGUAUACAAAAGUGCACAGGCAGGGACAUGUAUUGUACCUGUUAGUGUACAUGUGUACCUCUUUGUAGCUGCAAUUGUGUACAGUAAGUUUCAUGUGCCUCUUUGGAAAAAACGAAAACAGUGUACAUGUACACGUAAAGUACCGGUAUGUAGGGUACCUUACGUACAUGUUAUUCAUGUAAACUGUAUUUUCAGGUAGAGUACGUGCAGGUUUAUAGGAAGAAUUGACAAAUUUACAUAAACUUCAAAUUUCUUUUACUGGUACCGGUAUGUACUUUUUUCUCUAAAUGUUUGCACCACAGAAAGGACAUAGAACAUAGAACUUGCCAACCCUGGUUUGAAUGUUAUAAACAUGAUAAAUUGAAUGUUCCACCUUACCGGCAUGGUACAAUAUGUACAUGUACGUACACAUUUAUGUGUACAUUAUGGACUUGGACAUUUGAUGGCUUUCAUUUUAAGUCUCAACUGAAACAGUGCAUGUGAAAUCACAUUCUGACUAACGUACAUGUACAUGUUCAUGUAUUGCACAAUAAAACAGGAAAUACGUGAACAAAAACAGAACCAAUUUGUGCAACUCUGUGCGGUGGCAACUGCAUUGUACUUGAUCAGCUUUGAAAACAAAGAGGGAAAAAAGUGCAAACUUACUAAAGGAUAGCAGUGAAAAAUGUCCUUUGGAAAAUGUGUUCAUUGGUUUGUGAAAUGAAAAAGGCUUUAUUGCACACGGCUGCACAUGUCAUGGUCUCACAUGUACCGGUACUCACGUACAUGUCUAUGUAACAGAAACUGAAAAUGUGGCACAUCCAAUAGGGUCUGACAGUACCUUGCUGACUUAGGGUGGGUCUUGUUUACAUGGCAGUAUUGUGUAUACGGUAGUUCAAUGCCUGAUGACCAUGUACUGUACAUGUACUCGGAUGUACAGUGUACAUGUAUGUGUAUUGUAAUUACUGCUUGUGAUAUUGAAAGUAUGCAUUUACAUGUAGGUGCGUCAUACGCGUACAUGUACAUGUGCAUGUACAUGUACAUCGUAAAUGUUCUUGAUGAACUCGAAGGCAUCUGAAAUUGUGAUCAAAUACAAGUAACUCCUCCAUUUGGGAGCUCAAUGGGAGUGGCUCACUGUCCUUUAUCACAGUGGGCUAAAAUUACCAGACACAGGAAUCAUUUACAUGGAAAAACUACCCCAGGGUUAUUCCUAACAGAAAUGUAGAUGCAGACUACCUGUAUCUACACACUGUAGGCUACAUGUACUUGUACUUGUACGCCUUUGCAACGUACUGUACCAUUCAUGCACACUACAGGGUGUAGUCCACUAAUUCAAGCCCCACUGAAAAAAGUGUAAACUUGGCACUGUUCAGAGCCCAAUACAUGUAACAUAUGUAUCAACAUCCCUGAGGUUUAUGAUUAUUGUACAUGUAGGAUCCAUAAUCUUUCAAUUUCUUUUCAAUUUUCUGUGGGUUAACCGAUUAAAUUUUAGUUACUCCCACAAAUCAAAAUUACCCCUCGAAAAGUGAAUUUUCUGAAGUCUGCUUGCAGCCAUUUUGCAAGUGGCAACCCUCAACUUUCUUUGGCACUUAAGACCAUUUUUCAACCAUAUUUUUUAGCCACCCAGGGAGUUGAUCCUGGCAACGAUUUACACAGUCUCACCAUUUGGGGGCCAAAAAUUCUCCUUUUGCAAAAGAUACCAGUGUAGGGGCACUUUUAAUGAGCUGGCCAGAAAUUCUCACUUAAUUAGUAGACUGCACCCUACACAGUACAAGACCCAUAUUACGUGCCCUUUUGCAAAAGUGUUCACAGACAAGUGAUUUGAAAACAUGCAUUUCACAGAACUAACAUGACAAUAGUCCCCCGGGAGAUCGUCAUAAAAGACUGUCACUUCCUUUCCCACAGAAAUUAUGUCUGCCUCAUUUUUACUUGCAUAGUGCAACAUGUACAAUGUACUAUACAUGUGUAUGUAUUGGUACCACAAUACAGUUUGAUACUGUUACCUGAUAGAUGUCCAAACUCUUUUGGUUCAGUUUUAGUUGAAUUUGAGUGGUGGGCAAAGAGCCUUUUGUUCUAGUUAUUGGAUUUUAGAUUGAACUGGAUUCACACCAUGGCGGCCAUUUUGGCUUUUCUGGUAGCAUCACAUGUAAUUCGUUGCUUUAAUGCAAAACGCAGUUAAUUGCAUAUAUAGUCAGCAUUUUGACGUAGUGGUAAACCACAGACAUACUCUUGGAAUAAUGAAGAAAUACAUGUAAAUUGCAGGUUUGUCACUUGGUGAAAACGGUGAUGAAUUACUGGGUACAUGUAUAGGAACAUUACAAAAUGAUGACCUAUGCUUUAUGUUUCCUCUUAUGUGAAAGCAAGUAUUUGCUGGAGUGCUCACAAUUUUUCCUAUUGUUAUUGAAGUUUUUCAUCUGCACUUACAUUGUUACUUUUUUGUAGGAUUUUAACAUGAACUUUCCCUGGUUGCAAAUUGAACCAGCCAAGUUACUUGGUUCUUCAUAAAUGCUCUUACUGUGAUCUUUGUUAAACGGUAGAGUUAACUACAAACAUUUUUUCAAGUUUGAGAUGGAUACAACACAACCUUACACCGUGUUCAAACAAAUACAUGUGUACAUGUACAUGUAUAUCAUAGUACGUGUAAUUGACUCAUUUAUGUGAAUUGCAAGACAAAACAGGAACACAAUUUGGGCCGACUGUUGCUUUCUUUAUUCAUUUCUACUGUCUGCAUGCACAUGCCAACUUUGCGUUUAAUAGUUCUGUGCUUCAUUUAUGUACGUACAUGUACAUAAACCGGUACCUUCACCAUGUUCGUAGCCUAGCCUAGCAUUAUGAUCUGGCUUUGGCUCGAUAUGCUGUGUUUACUUUGUUACACUUACAUAGUGAGUCACAGAUUUAUCUUUUAACAACUCAAGACGUACGUGUACAUGUACAUGUACGUAAUAACUUGCUACCAGUAAAGACACCAUACCAUAAUACAAUACAGUCAUUGAUUGUGCGUGUUUUAUUGGUUGAUAAUUGAUCACGUGAUGGGCCAGAUGUGUAUCACAUGUAUUGUCAGUAUUUUGGUUACAAUUUACAAUGUAGGUAACACCUGUGAAAAAGGUGAAAUAUGUACAUGUACAUGUAUAUUGCGGCCAACUUCUGGUAUGUAACAGCCAAAUGUAACAAAUGCUGAUCCACAAGAGUUACUGUAUGAUGUUUCUUUCAACAUUUUGAGGCAUGCUUAAGGAGCAAUAUUUGCUCCAGCAGACCGUACACAGUGGCCAAGUAAGUUCCCGCCUACUCUGACCUCUCAGAGUUUGUGUGUAUGCACAUACAAAACUAAUGGAGAGUGUAACAUGUCAUCUGGAGGCGAGUUGGUGCUCUUGAGAUUUUAACCCAUCAGCUCUGGAGGUGAGUUGGUGCUCUUGAGAUUUUAACCCAUCAGCUCUAAGAGUGUACAGGGAGAGCUUGAUGGUGUUUACUCGUCCUCUGGUGCAAAGUGGUUAUGACCCAGACUCCUGUGAGAAUUUUCCCCGGAGUUGUCCUGAAUUUUCUGAAAUAGCUUACUGUGAAUUAACCCAGUAGCGCAUUCAUUGUACUAUAGGCCUACUUGAACCUUCCAAGGGCCUCAGACUGUUUGUUAACAUGCAUGUUCUCAAUCCUACAAAAUCCUCCAAAAAUCGUGUGGAUUUUAAAGGAACUCACUGGAAAGGGUAGAGCAAGGAAAUUAACCGCAGACAAAACCUUGCAAAAAAGGAAAAGUUCAUGUGUAUGGGUUUCUUAGUAAACAUUUAAGACUGCAAUGAACAUCCAGUCAUUACCGUCGUGUUAGAUUUGGUUAAAUGGAGUUCCUUCAGUCACCAAGACAGAAAUACCGUGCGGUUUCUACAAAUUUAUAAAGAAUUAUCUUUCCGGUAAUUUACCAAACAUGUAUGCCAUGUGAUAUUCCAUCCUAAUUUUUGUUUUGAGUAGGUUUUUAUAUACACCUGUGUAAAAUGAGUUUCUUUCUUUCCAUGUACACUGUUUGUUGCAAUUUAUUGAUGCUGAAAGAUCGUUGACUAUUGCCCCUAUUCUUUUUUUUUGUGCAAAUGAAUGUACCGUAUUUUAUUGUGCUAAAAGACUUGAAAUCAAACCCAAAUAUCAAUGGUAUUUUUUGUUUGUGAAAAGUAAAACAACUCAACUCGUACUUUUAGAACACAUGGAUUACCGGUAGGACAUACUAUAUGAGUACAUGGAAUGUACAUUGUAUUCAAAGGCCAGUUCAUACUCUACUGAUACUUGCUGAGUAAGCAAACAUAAAACUACGGUAUACCAUCAGAUCAUAAUGCUGUUAGUUAUCACAGGAGCGUGAGUGGAACACAAAAUAAUGUAAUGCGUCUUAAACCUUGUGGUAUAACACGGGACAGAGACACACUACAUUAUUCCCUGUUCCGCACGCGCGAGCGUGAUAAGGAAUUCAUCUUCAAGGAAACUUGACAUGCAGGAAAGAUUCAUGUAUACUGUGUGCGCAGACACGCCACCUUUGAAUUUACAGUAAAUGUUGCAACUGUGCAUUUUGCUUUUAGUGUAAAAAUAGCACAACGCAUGGAGUUCAAAUUACAGAUAAGGCUGAGUUUGAUAUGAACCAUGAUAUAUAGUUACAGGCCUGUAUCACAUCGUUGGAGAAUUCAAGUUUGCUUGAAGAUACACGUACAUUGUAAACAAAAGUACAUACAUUAUAUGUAUGAAGUGGAUACCAGGUGUACUUUACUGUGAACAGUAAAUGUAUGGUACAUGUAUGCAUUUGCAGUAUGUAUUUGGACAGAUCAAAGAUGAUACCAGUAGCCCAUACAUUUACAUACACUCUACAUGUAGAUUAUAACCAAAAUUACAAUCUUAAGUCUAUCUGCCUGGAGCAGAAGUACCCCCCUCAUGGGUUGAUAAGAGCCAUGUUGGUCGGGAGUAUUUAUUUUGUUGGUAGUGAUGUGACCGUGCAUUUCCCAGUUGUUUGUGAACCAGCAAAAAUCAGUUCUGACCAAAGGGGCCUUCGUUGCUCGGAAAACAGCACCCUCUCAUGGUCCGGCACGAUGCCCAUAAUCUCAAGUCUAAGGUUAAUGAGAGAUAAUUUUUCCUAGUGUUUUUAUUAAACAGGGCCAGCAAGUUCUUUGCCUCUAAUUUGACUGGAUAUCCUUUUGUUUUGCCAAUAAAUAUGUGUUUAUAUUGUGAUGAAUGAAAUUGACGUAUUAUUAUGAAAAGUUGUACAUAUUUAUACCCUCAUCUGUUUAUUGCUCAGUGACUGUCAUAAGUUGUUCUCUGGAGAAAAAUAAAGUUUACUUGUUAUUUAUCCGUGUAAACAUGAA
Messenger RNA from Acanthaster planci (crown-of-thorns starfish), 8039 nucleotides. It is a transcript of the gene tlnrd1, whose product is annotated as talin rod domain containing 1. The record is from RefSeq and is a predicted model, not a curated record. NCBI's taxonomy places the organism in Eukaryota, Metazoa, Echinodermata, Asteroidea, Valvatida, Acanthasteridae. Gene Ontology annotation, molecular function: actin binding.